UGUUUUUUAAUUUUUUUUGUUGGGUAAUUGGCAGUUUCUUCAGUCUACAUUUACUGACUCACUCAUUCAUAUGACCCCAUUAUAUCUAUCUAACCUUUUUCAGUUUUCAAUUCACUCCCAUCAUCAGUCCCCUCCACACUUACACCAACUUAGCAAAACACCAAUCCCUCAUAAUGUUCAGUCCCACAGACACACAGCAGCAGCAGCAGCAACCCAACAACCCACUCAAACAACUCUUUGCCACCAUUUUCUCAUACGACGGCAAUGUCUUGCUUGCUGCCUUGGUCUCUCUUCUUCUCGUCAUUCUCUUUGUCCUCCUCCUCCAUGUCUACGCAAAAUGGUUCUUGGCCCAAGCUCACCACAGGCGCCGCCGCAGCUCCAUGACCGUCUCCCGGGUUCUCGGCCCUAACCGGUUCCAGCAUUUCCACACCUUCACCUUGGAUCCUGGGUUCUCGGGCUCUGCGUCGUCGAAAGGCCUCGACUUGAAAACAAUCUCUGCAAUUCCUCUGUUCGUGUACAAAACAGAGGAGAAGAAGGAGGAGCGAAAUUACGAAAAUGGGUUUUUGGAGAUGGAGUGUGUGAUUUGUUUGAGCCCGUUUGAGGACAAGGACGUGGGGAGGAAUUUGCCCAAAUGUGGUCACUGUUUUCAUGUGGAGUGCAUCGAUAUGUGGCUGGGUUCACACAUGAACUGCCCAAUUUGCAGAGCUCCGAUAGUGACCAGCGCUGAUGGGAUUGGGAUGGGGAUUGAUACGACGUCGGAUCAGGCGGUGGGUGAAGAAGAAUCGGUUGCAAUUGAUGUUCUGGAUUCUGGGUAUGUUGAAAAUGAUGAUCUUGUUCGUGUCGGGGUGAUGAGAACUGAUUCUGAACCCACAUCUUCAUCUUCUUCUUCAUCCUCGUCCUCAUCUCCAUUAACGGUGGGUUGUUCAUUGAAGAGAAUGCUGAGCAGAAACAGGCCAGAAAUCAGCAAGGUUUUCCCAACCACAAAUGGGAAUGAUCACAGCAACCAAAUGGAUGAUUGAUUGAAAUCAGAGAGAGAUUUGGGGUUUGUUUGUAAACCAAAUUUGUAUAGAUUUCUUGCAAGCAAGCAAGCCAUACAUGGAAUCUGUUUUUGUGUGUGUUGUUUAUUU
Molecule: messenger RNA, 1127 nt
Organism: Prunus mume (Japanese apricot)
Lineage: Eukaryota; Viridiplantae; Streptophyta; Magnoliopsida; Rosales; Rosaceae
Gene: ATL63
Product: TOXICOS EN LEVADURA 63
Biological process (GO): protein ubiquitination
Molecular function (GO): transferase activity
Source: RefSeq, a predicted model, not a curated record